Molecule: messenger RNA, 1583 nt
Organism: Chrysoperla carnea
Lineage: Eukaryota; Metazoa; Arthropoda; Insecta; Neuroptera; Chrysopidae
Exons: 5
Coding region: 381-1583 (400 amino acids)
Source: RefSeq, a predicted model, not a curated record
CAAAAAAAAGAAAAUUUUUGGUUUAAAAUAACUAAGGGAGGCAAUGCUUUUUUAAGAACAAACAUACAUGUGUCUGAUAAUGCUAAUAAUGGAAGCUCUUCAUCAAAGAAAUGCUAAUGACUGACUGACAACUUUUCACUAUGAUUGGAAAAUAAUUCGGAAGAAUGCCAUGCACCGAAACCAUCAAAACCUUCCAAAAAUGGCAGCGGAAAAUUGAAAAAAUCGGUGCCGGUUGAAAAAGAUACAUACCAAAAAUACUAGUUUUAAUAUCAAAUAUUACUGCAAAAAUUAGCUUAAUACAUAUCAAAAAAAUAAUAUUUUAAUUCUAAAAUUUAAAAAAUUCGACUGUUUUGCGUUUGUUAAAAAAUAAUAAAUGCAAAAUGACAAAAUCUUCUUGUUUACAAUGUCGACUGAUUUCGUCCUCUAAUGUAGUGCCUUCAGACGAAAAUGAAGCGACCGCAUCAUUUGGCAAAGCCACAAAAGAUUAUCUGGAGAGUACUUCUCAAAGUUUAAUCGUGCUACUAAUUAUGAUUGCAGUUCUUUUAUUUAUUUUAACAUACUGUUUAUGGGGUACACCAUGGUGUCGAUAUUUUUGUCGCCGUCGAUUAUUCCCAUGUUUUUAUGCCCCCGAUGAUAUGACAAUAUCAUCUGGCUCUGUCACACCACGCACAUAUUCCAGUACAGGUGGUGUAAAUAAUUCAAGAGCAUAUCGUGGCGCACCAACUAUUAUUCUAUUACCACAAGGUCGAAUGUUGGUUGUGGAUGGAUCAAUUAUUGCACAAUUUCGUGCAGACACACAAGGUGUUGAUCUAAUGGAAUUAGGUCAAAGUAUUGCAUGGCAACGUCAUCAAAGUACACCAAGUAUUUUAUCAUCAGGAACAACUGAUUCAAAGGAUGGUUUAAAUCAAAUUAUACCAUUAACACGAUUUUCACCUCCGUCGUAUGAGAGUUUAUUUGGAAAUCAAGCGGCUUUAGAAUCAGUUCUGUACGAUCUUCCACCAUCAUACAGUGAAAUAAAUUUUCAAUUACAACAAUUAAAUAAUGCAAUUAGUAGAGAAUUUAGUAGUUUAAGUAACGGCCAACGUCAACGAACCUUUUACACAAGUGAAACGAAUUUAUCUCGUGCACAAAAUACCGACGGACGGCGUUAUCGUAGUGCUGAUUUAUUGGAAAAUCAUAAUGAAACCGAACGAAAUAAUGGAACAUCAACGAUCAUCUCAACAACAUUAAAUGUCAAACAGCAAAGUGAAGGUGAUAUUAUCGAUAGCACGAAUAUAUUAUUAAAUCGUAAUAAUCAAGACGUUUCAAAUCGUAUAGUAUUUAGAUCGAAUCCAAUUGUUAAUUUAGAACCGUUUAUUGUUCGAGAUAUUUCGAUGUCUCAACAACAACAACAAACGAUCAAUUCAAGUAGUAAUAAUGAGACUGCACAAAUAAAUAAUAACGCACAUUUUACAAUCAAUGUAGAAAAUAGUAAUUCUAGUAGAACAAAUGAAUCAGAACAGAAUAAUUCUGAUGAACAACGCUCAACUAUAACUAGUAGUCGUAUACAAUUCGAUGAAAAUAUUCGUGAAAGUCGAGUGUAA